Struthio camelus australis is the source of this 285-nucleotide messenger RNA. The record is from RefSeq and is a predicted model, not a curated record. NCBI's taxonomy places the organism in Eukaryota, Metazoa, Chordata, Aves, Struthioniformes, Struthionidae.
UCUCGUGCAAAUAACUUGGUCUCCUCUUCUGCUAAGUUCAGCUUUCUUUUUGCCCUUGGUUACUUGUCUACUUCACUGGGACAUUUUAAGCAUUUGGAAAAGCUUUGGAAGGCUCAGAGUCUCACUCCUCAGGACUACAAUCUGAGAUGGUCAGGCCUGUUGGUGACAGUGGGUGAAGUGCUUGAGAAGAAUUUACUGAAUGUCAACAGGACUGAUUGGCAUGUGGUAUUCACUGGCAUGUCCCGUCGACAGAUGAUCUACAGUGCACCACCCAGGACUGUUUGA